GUUAGUGUUUGCAGUCAGCGGCCAGAGUCCCACUUUGUUGUUCUAGUCAUGAGGAUGGGGAACAUUGAACUGUUCUGCGCUCACCUGUUUGGCUUGUAUCUUAUAAUUUCUCAUCCUCGUGCUGACGGCUGUGGGGACUUUGGUUCUCUACCACCAUCACCAAACAUUCAUAAUUUUAGUAACAAUCAAACCCUUGUAGUGAGCUGGCCAAGGAACAGGGGAGCAUCAGAGAGCGACAUUUAUGAGAUCCAAAUCAGCCGCACAAAAAGUCGCACCGUUAUUUAUAAUAAAAAUGUGAGCAUACCGACCAGGGACUCAGGUUGGUCCACUUUGACAUGGAUCUCUGAUUUGCCGCUAGAGUGUGUCGAUCACUCAGUCAGGAUACGAAGUUUUUGUCAUCAAAACGUCCCCAGUCCUUGGAGCAACUGGGUAACCAACCAUGGAGCCAGAGCAGCAACUACAUCCCUGAUGUUUCCUUCUGAACGGUUACUGAAAGAGGGAAGCUCUGCCAAGCUCUGCUGUGUUCCCCCUGUGGGUGUAGACAUCACACGUAUCACCUUCAGGAAGGACUCCUACCCACUUUUGAACGUUGGAGAUGGGGUUAAGGCCAUUUUAGUGACCAAUCUGACAUUCCCAACAAUCCUCAUCAAAAAACUGUUUUUCAGCUGCGUUGAUUCAACCGGAAAGAUCAGCUUAGUCGAGAACACCGUAGGCUUCGCUCCUCAAACGCCCAGAAAUCUGAACUGCAUAACCUCAGACAUGAGGAACAUCACCUGCAUGUGGGACCCCGGGAGGAAAGGAGACCAGUCUAACUCCAAUAACCAGAAUCACACACUCCACUUUGAGAACACAGGCCAGGCUCAGAUCCACUGUCAGCCACUGUCCUGUACUUUCCCAGCUGUGCCACAGCAGCAGGAAUACAAAAUCCGUCUGGUGGUGAAGAAUGAGCUGGGAGAAGCGACGGCGACCUACAGCUUCAAUAUCUCUGAUAGAGUGUCACCUGUGUUGGAACUGGACACAGUGGAGUAUGGGGUGACAGAUGUCAGCUUGAUCUGGAUAGUAGAAGGGAACCUGACCCAGAACAAACUUCUUUGUCAGGUUUCUACAGGAAAUGAAACCAACAGAGAGCUGCCUUGCAGCAGUGAGAAUGGUCUCUGCAAAAUGCGUCUGGUUGGCCUGCGUCCAAACAGGACUUACUCUGCUAAGGCGCGCUGUUCCAUCAAUGGGAGAUUUUGGGGACAAUGGACCAAGCCUGUGUCAUUUAUAACACUGGUAACCUUGGACUUAUGGAGGAGAAUAAAGUACAGACCUGAAUCAGACAUUCGUGAUGUCACUCUGCUAUGGAAGCCUCCUGCUUUUGGUACAGCAUCCACAGUGAAGAUCCAAAGUUAUGAAGUCCAGUGGUCACAGGAGGGUCAAACUGUGACAGAGCUGAAGGACAGCGGCCAGAGUCAGGCAGACAUCCCCAUUGGUCCCAGCAGGUGUAACUUUACUGUUAAAGCUGUUCUCAGCCUGGGGUCGUCCAUCCCAGCCAGCAUCAUCAUCAUCCCACCCAAGGAUGACUCAGAAAUCCCUCCAGUGAAGAAGCGCCUGAGCAGAACAGCUGAUGGUUUCCAUCUGUGGUGGAAUGAGCAAACUUUGGUCACCUGCGGUCACACCGUGGAGUGGUGCAUCUUGGGAAGCAAAGCACCCUGCACGCUGCAGUGGAUGAAAGUGCCUAAAGGAAACAGCACUUUCUUACCUGCAGGAUAUUUCAAGCCAGGUCGGAGAUAUUCAUUUGGUAUUUAUGGAUGCACAGAUCAUGGAGACAAACUGCUGGAGACACAGACUGGAUACAUUCAGGAGCGCACCUCUGUGCAGCCUCCAAGAAUAAUUGAACCCGUUAAAAGGACAUAUGCAUCUGUGACGCUAGAGUGGCACUAUGACGAAGAGGAUCCAGCUCAGCCAGCAUUCAUCACUGGUUACCUGGUAACAGUGCAGGAAGUGCAGACUGAUGCUCGUUUAGGUCAUGCUGCAAUUUUAUUCAACGUUUCUGUGGAUGAUCCCCGGCAAAAGUCAGUAACCAUGGAGGGUCUGCAGCAGGACCAGGAAUACGUCUGCUCUGUGAGUGCUCUGACUACAGUUGGGCCUGGAGUACCUGCCAGCAUUACCAUCAGGACCAAAGUUAACUAUAUUUCCCACUUAGCAAAGAUCUUGACUCCCAUCCUGCUCCUGCUGGGCUGCACCGUUCUGCUGUGGCCACAAAGGAAAAUGUUAAAAAAUGGACUGAGGGAGAUAUUUACUUAUCCUGCUGGUAUGAACAUCAAAACUCCUGAGUUUGAGAGCUUCUUGUAUAAGACUUGUCAGAAGUUGCAGUCUCAGAGGGAGGAAGAGUGCAUCAGCUGUGACAUUGAAGUCUUGACAGUCAAAUCUUUGUGGCAUGAAAGUUCAACCCUGAGGGAUCCUGAGAGUACGAACACAACAUGCUCGCCUGCUCCUCUGUCGUCUCUUGCUCCUUCCUGCGUCCCACUCCAAACAGGCUACCGGCCUCAGUCUGCUGUCCUGCUCUGUCAGACACCCGCCCAUCAGCAACUGAUGUUCAUUGAAAACAAGAGCUACUUGACCCCCAUCACUGAGUUUAGUGAAAGCAUUGAGACCAGCAUUGAGACUUCUGACUGCCUGCAGGGAUCAUGUGCAGGACUUUAUGGUUACAUCUCUGAAAGUUAAUUAAAUGCAAAACAAACAGCUUUGAGCUUUUUUGUUCUCCCAUUCAAGAGUAUAAAUACUCUAAAAGUGGAAGCAAAAUGUUAAAACGUAGUGCACUGUUGUUUCUAAACCUCAUUUGGUGAUUUCUACCACACUCUUAACAUGCCUUAUGGUGUUUGCUGUCAGAAUCUUUUCAGAUUGCAUCACAGCACAGCAGUGAAAGCAUGCAAAACUGCAAAAAAGCAACUCACUUUACAGAUCACGAUAAACACAGAGGGAACUAGACAUUUUAUCUACAGGAUAUAAAGAGAGAGCAUGUAUGAGGUAGGACUGAUGCAAGGUGGAGAUUAGUUACAACAGUUUCAAAAACUAGACUGAACUGUCUGGAAAGUGAGAUAAAAUGUGAAAAGCACAUCUUAAAAAUAGGUAAACUUUCUGGUUUUCAGGUCACACGUGGCAAUAAAACAUUAAAAUUUUUAUUUGCAGAUUUAAUAUGAUGGUACAUGAAUGUACACCUCUCCCCAGAAAAGGGUGCAUUGCAUUUAACACGGGGUCAGUAACUACAGCCAGAUGGAGAAAUGUCCUUUCAAAGUAUGUUUGUAUUGGAAUGGACCAGUCAAAGUCCAGGCCUAAAUCCAAUUGAGAAUCUACGACGAGAUUUGAAAAUUGAUGUUCACAGUCGGCUCAGUGUCUGAUGUGUCUGAGACUGAGCCGUCUGGUGAAGAAGAACAGAAAAACAUUUUAAUCUGUAGCUGUGCAAAGCUGUUAGAGAGACAGUGAAGACCUGCAGCUUUAACUGCAGUGUCGUUUCAUAAUUAUGUGACACUUUCUGUUGGUCUAUCCCUUAAAAUACCAAUCAAAUAUUUUAAAGUUUGUUGUAAACUAUUUGCAACUAUUGUUAACAGUUUUGUGUUCCUGAAAUCAGAUAAAUUGUUUUUUGUGUUCUUUGGAGAAAAUACCAACGGAAAACUGUGUUGGAAAAAGAAAAGUUCAAUAGAGGAAGGUCACAACCUCCUGCUGGACUCAGUUUCUUGUUUGUAAAUCCGGUGAUGAAGGAAUCAUCAAUUUCACUAUAAAUAAGUGUACAUUAAUAUGAAAUAAUACAGCCAUUGCUCAUUAACUCCUGCUGUAUAGCAUCAGGCAACACAGUAACAAGAUUCUCGUCUUCUAAAAUAACCAACAAGCUGCUGCUCUUGUUUUAUACAAGAAGGGAUUUUGCAGGAAAAUACACAAAGCAGAUUCUUCAGAGCAAUCAGCUGUUAGUUUCAUUUGUAACUAAUUUCAUAUGAAACUAACAGGUCGAAAUGAAACUCUUAGUUUCAUUUGAGCCAAUGUUAAAUUUGUGUGCAAAGAACUCCAAGAAAAAAGAAAAAAAAAUCUUUGAUCUUGUGUAUUUUCAUUUUCAAUAAGUAAUGUUUUAGACAAUGUCUUGCUGCCAAAAAAAUAACCAGAAGAAAGCAUUCCAAUUUAACUACAGUUUUCACCGUUAGUGGCCUUUUCCUGCAGGCCGUUGCCCAAAGCAAAAGGCUGGUGCUCAAGCGUCAAAUGUUAAAUCCAUCAGUUAAUUGUGGCCUGAACAACUUUUCUAUUAUUUUUAUACAUGGGUAUUUGACAUGCCAGUUAAGUGUCCCUAUUUGCUACUGAGAAAAGAGAAAGUUAGAUGCUUUCUGCUCUGCAUCUUAUCCUGCCUUAGUAUCUCAAAUAACUUCUUGCGUUGCUUAGAAAACUCUGUUUUCUACCAUGAAAUGUCUGAGGUUUAUCCAUUCAUCUGGCUGUUUUGCAAAUGAUGAAUGUUUUGCAAUCCCCAGAACAGACGCUUAUCUUUCAUGUUAUGUAUCAUUUUGUGCAUGAAAAGGAAAACUGUUGUGUGAGUUUUAUGCUAUAUAUGUCAUGUUAAAGGUAAAUAUUGUGUCAAUAAAAAACA
Messenger RNA from Gambusia affinis (western mosquitofish), 4609 nucleotides. RefSeq names its product oncostatin M receptor (gene osmr). Gene Ontology annotation, molecular function: protein binding. The transcript has 17 exons. The record is from RefSeq and is a predicted model, not a curated record. NCBI's taxonomy places the organism in Eukaryota, Metazoa, Chordata, Actinopteri, Cyprinodontiformes, Poeciliidae. The coding region runs from base 49 to 2706 and encodes 885 amino acids.